UGCAGAGAAGUGAGAAAGCUGGGUGAACCAAGAAUGAAAGACGACUGAUACAGGCAGUUUGAAGUGAUUCACCAGACUGUUUGUGGCAGCAGGGAAUGUUGUGAUAUUCAGGAUAUGACGUGAAUGAAAGCGAGAGAAGAGAGCUAGAAGAUAUUUAAUUCACAAAUGGCAAAGUCACGAAGGAAUGUGGUUGCUUUUGUACACUUUAGUUUGUGUGUUGUAAGAACUAUUUAACUCAUGCUUUUCUCGGAGAACUGUACUCUGUCCUCAAGAGAUUCCACUGUACCAUGUACGUGUUGGCCAUUUCUUCUUAAAGAAUAUGACAGACACUUAGCACCCAGGAAAGGAAUGGCAGCUGCUUACCUCGAUCCUAACCUGAACCAUACCCUUGGCUCAGGAGCCAAAUCACGUCUAAGCAUGGGUAUGGAACGUUCUCCUGGAACCCUGGAUCGAGUUCUCAAGGUGUUUCACUAUUUUGAGAAUAGCAAGGAGACGAGCACCUGGGCAAGCAACAUCCGCUAUGGAGAAGGAACAGAUGUCAGAGGCAUAAUACAGAAGAUAGUGGAUGCAAAGAAAGUAAAAAAUGUUGGCUGCUAUGGGUUACGUCUUAGUCAUCUCCAGUCAGAAGAAAUUCAUUGGCUUCAUCCUGAUAUGGGAGUUUCUCAUGUGAGGGAAAAAUAUGAACUGAAUAAUCCACAGGACGUGUGGAGGUAUGAGCUGCGAAUACGUUAUUUACCCAAAGGAUUUUUAAACCAGUUCACAGAAGACAAGCCCACACUAAAUUAUUUCUACCAGCAGGUAAAACAUGACUACAUGUUAGAAAUAGCAGAUCAAGUAGACCAAGAAGUAGCCUUAAAAUUGGGCUGUCUUGAAAUACGGAGGUUUUUCAUGGAUCUGAGAGGGAAUGCACUUGACAAAAAGUCUAAUUAUGAACUCUUAGAGAAAGAUGUUGGCUUACGAAGAUUUUUUCCUAAAAGCUUAUUAGACUCCGCAAAGGCUAAGACACUAAGGAAGUUGAUCCAGCAGACUUUCAGACAGUUUGCUAAUCUAAAUGAUGAAGAAAGCAUUCUGAAAUUUUUUGAGAUUCUUUCACCGGUAUAUAGAUUUGACAAGGAAUGUUUUAAAUGUGCUCUUGGGUCGAGUUGGAUUAUCUCAGUGGAGCUGGCAAUAGGACCUGAAGAAGGAAUUAGCUAUCUUACAGACAAAGGCUCUACUCCUACACACCUGGCAGACUUUAAUCAAGUACAGCAUAUCCAGUAUUCAAACAGUGAUGACAAGGAUCGAAAGGGAACCCUGCAGCUCAAAGUUGCAGGAGCUCCAGAGCCUCUUACAGUGACAACCCCUUCCCUGAACAUUGCAGAAAACAUGGCAGAUCUGAUAGAUGGCUACUGUCGACUGGUGAACGAGUCUUCCCAAUCUUACAUUAUUCGACCACAGAAAGAAGGUGAAAGGGCACUUCCAUCAAUCCCAAAGAUUGCUAACAAUGACAAGCAGGGAGUUCGGACGCGAACGGUUUCAGUUUCAGAACUGAAUCACAGUCAGCCUGGAGUUAAGAAAGCCAGGCGCUUUCUUCUUCCUUUCAUCUUCUGCUCCCAUCAGUCUACACCCAAGGAUGAAAUUAGUGGGGAUGAAACAGAUGACUAUGCAGAAAUCAUAGAUGAAGAGGAUACAUACACGAUGCCCUCAAAAAGCUAUGGAUUAGAUGAAGCUAGGGAUUAUGAAAUUCAACGAGAGAGAAUUGAACUUGGUCGCUGUAUUGGAGAAGGGCAGUUUGGAGAUGUUCACCAAGGAGUGUACAUUAGUCCAGAAAAUCCCACAAUGUCAGUGGCUAUUAAAACAUGCAAAAACUGUACAUCUGAUAGUGUACGUGAGAAAUUUUUGCAGGAAGCUUUAACUAUGCGACAAUUCGAUCACCCUCACAUUGUCAAGCUAAUUGGAGUAAUAACAGAGAAUCCUGUGUGGAUCAUUAUGGAGUUAUGUACACUUGGAGAGCUGCGAUCUUUCCUACAAGUAAGGAAAUAUAGUUUGGACUUGGCCUCAUUAAUUCUUUUUGCCUACCAGCUCAGCACAGCUCUUGCCUAUCUUGAAAGUAAACGAUUUGUACAUAGGGAUAUUGCUGCAAGGAAUGUCCUUGUUUCUUCCACCGACUGUGUAAAAUUGGGGGACUUUGGUCUGUCAAGGUACAUGGAAGACAGCUCCUACUACAAAGUCUGUAUUUGCAGCAUCCUAAAGGGAAACUAACCUAUUAAAUGGAUGGCUCCAGAAUCAAUAAACUUUCGACGCUUUACUUCAGCCAGUGACGUAUGGAUGUUUGGUGUUUGUAUGUGGGAAAUCCUCAUGUAUGGAGUUAAACCCUUUCAGGGUGUGAAGAAUAAUGAUGUAAUUGGCAGGAUUGAAAAUGGAGAACGCCUAGCUAUGCCUCAUAACUGUCCUCCUACACUAUACAGCCUUAUGACGAAGUGUUGGGCCUAUGACCCUAGCAAAAGACCACGGUUUACAGAACUUAAAGCACAGCUGAGUACAAUAUUAGAGGAAGAGAAAGUACAGCAAGAGGAAAGGAUUCGAAUGGAAAUGCGAAGACAAGUAACUGUCUCCUGGGACUCUGGAGGUUCUGAUGAAGCACCACCAAAACCAAGUAGACCGGGAUACCCGAGUCCAAGAUCAAGUGAAGGAUUUUACCCAAGCCCUCAACAUGUUCUACAGCACAAUCAUUACCAGGUAUCUGGAUAUACUGGCUCUCAUGGUUUGUCUACGGUGUCUGCUGGUGUGUAUCCUCCACAAGCUUCAGUGCUUGAAACACAAGAUUCAUGGAAUCAUCACAGACCUCAGGACCACUCAGUGUGGUCAUCAAACAUGGAGGAUUCUGGGCCUUUGGAUCUCCGAGGAUUGGGGCAGGGACUUCCUACUCAUUUAAUGGAAGAACGACUGCUUAUUCAACAGCAACAAAUGGAAGAAGACCAACGCUGGCUUGAGCAGGAAGAACGGUUUUUGAAGCCAGACCCCCGCAACUCCAGAGGAAGUAUUGACAGAGAGGACGGAGGUAUCCAAGGGCCAACAGGAAAUCAUCAUAUAUAUCAGCCUGUAGGCAAACCAGAACAUGUUGCGCCUCCGAAAAAACCUCCACGUCCUGGUGCCCCCAGUCAUCUCGGUAGCCUUGCAAGCUUGAAUCCUGUGGAUUGCUACAAUGAAGGAGUAAAGAUUCAGCCUCAAGAGAUUAGUCCCCCUCCAACUGCCAAUUUGGACCGUUCAAAUGACAAAGUUUAUGAAAAUGUGACAGGACUGGUGAAGGCUGUUAUUGAAAUGUCGAGCAAAAUCCAACCUGCACCCCCAGAAGAAUAUGUUCCUAUGGUUAAGGAGGUGGGAUUGGCUUUAAGGACACUAUUGGCAACCGUCGAUGAAACUAUUCCUGUGCUUCCAGCCAGCACCCACAGAGAGAUUGAAAUGGCACAGAAGCUGCUCAAUUCAGAUCUUGCGGAGCUCAUCAAUAAAAUGAAAUUGGCACAGCAGUACGUCAUGACCAGCCUCCAGCAAGAGUACAAGAAGCAGAUGCUAACUGCUGCACAUGCAUUAGCAGUGGAUGCCAAGAACCUUCUGGAUGUCAUUGACCAGGCCAGACUGAAAAUGAUUGGCCAAACAAGACCGCAUUAGUUUCUGACAAACUGGUUCUAAAUGACCAUCAAUAUCUAAGCAUACGUUUGGGCUGUCAGUUUCAGUUAUGGUCAGUCCUGAAGAAUGGAUGGUAAUUUCAAAAGCCCCAUACAUUUUUCUCCCAUCAUGAAUAGCCCAAACACUUUACCCUGAAGAAGAGCAUCAGACUGUGGAAAAGGAUUAAACUAGUAUGACACUGAUUUCUGAAAUUUAAAAUUAAUUUCCAAGAUCUCCAGUGAGUAUAAGAUCCUUGAGGACAUCUUUUUUAUACAGUAUGUGUUUCUUGACUGCACUUUGUUGUAUGUGCUAAUUGUAGUCUUGCUACAAAAGGAUAAAGGCGUUGUUUUAGUGGCUUUGUCAGAAACAAAGAUUGAAUACUUCAACAGCAGCACCAUUUUGUUGCAGCACUAAAAAUUUUGGGAAAUUGUGAUACAUAUAUAAGACACUUUUUUUUUUGCGCUCAUGCUGUGUUUUUUACACAGCUACUACACACUAAUACUGGUGUUCUGCAGCUGGAAGGACCGACAAAACAGUUUCCUUUUUAAAGGAUAAAGAAAUGUAUGGAGUGUGACACAUCUGGAGCAAAUAACCAAGUCUGUUUAAAAACAAAUGUACCAUUAUAUCCCAUAAUGGUGCAAUCAACUUUCUGUGGAGAAUUUUACUUUUUAUAAAUGAGCCAAGAAAUCAUCUGCAACCUUUUCACACUAUCUGGAACUGUCUUGUUAUACAGUAUAUUAUUUCAAGAGACUAAAGCCAUGUCAGAUAUUCUAAACAGUUUACUAAUUCAAUUGUUUCUGUCUGUUUUCCCUGACAUUUUCUCUUGUUUCUUGUCCUAGAGCUUUUUUACACACAGAUACCUUUAGUAUUUUUGUUUUUAAUUUUAUCACAGUGUAUAUCAUCUGUUCAUUAAAACUCCCUAUUAUGGGUUUAAAUUAUUCUCAGGAAGAAUAUAAUGACCUGUACAGUUCAUUGACCUAUUAAAGGUGUUCUCAGUAA
Messenger RNA from Erpetoichthys calabaricus (reedfish), 4644 nucleotides. RefSeq names its product protein tyrosine kinase 2aa (gene ptk2aa). The transcript is spliced from 34 exons. Gene Ontology annotation, biological process: signal complex assembly; protein phosphorylation. The record is from RefSeq and is a predicted model, not a curated record. Gene Ontology annotation, molecular function: ATP binding; protein tyrosine kinase activity. NCBI's taxonomy places the organism in Eukaryota, Metazoa, Chordata, Cladistia, Polypteriformes, Polypteridae. Gene Ontology annotation, cellular component: focal adhesion; cytoskeleton.